CUAAGUUGCGCCCUCUGUUGAGCCUCUGCAUUGCCUCUUGUCCCUCGUUAAAUAUUCCUUAGACUUCUAAAGAGGUACCAUCAUGAAACAACGCUUCUCGUCCCUUGACGUUAAGGUCAUUGCGAAUGAAUUAUCAACUUCCCUCACCGGCCUCCGCCUCUCAAACGUCUACGAUCUCUCCAGUCGAAUCUUCCUGUUCAAAUUCGCAAAACCCGGAAGACGAGAACAACUUCUCCUUGACUCCGGCUUCCGCUGCCACCUGACCUCCUUCUCGCGAACCGCAGCCACUCAGCCCUCCGCCUUCGUUAGCAGACUACGCCACUACCUCAAGAGCAAGCGUGUCACCGGUAUCUCCCAGGUCGGCACCGACCGAGUGAUAGAGAUCUCCUUCAGCGACGGACUGUAUCGCUUGUUCUUGGAAUUCUUUGCUGCGGGAAACAUCAUCGUCACAGAUGCGGAUCUCAAUGUUCUCGCCCUGCAGCGACAGGUCAAUGAAGGAGAUGCAGACGUGGAUGUCAAAUUGGGGGGCAAGUACAAACUUGAGCCAAAACAGAACUUCCAUGGCGUACCUCCCAUAUCAGAAGAACGAGUCAGAGAAGUUCUCCAGAAGGCGGUUGAACGCUCGAAAGCUGCAAAAGAGGUGGGCGGCAAGAAAGCGAAACGAGCAAAGGGUGUCGAUGAUCUGGGAAAAGCUCUGAGUGCCGGCUUUCCCGAAUUUCCUCAGCACUUGCUCGAGCAUGCAUUUAGAGAAACGGGCGUCGAUCCGACGUUAAAAGCAGACGAUGUUCUAGGAGACUCAAAGUCUCUACGGACAGUCAUGACCGCAUUGCAGACCGCAGACGAGAUCUUCAAGUCCCUGGGAACCGGACAAUCGAAAGGGUACAUUAUCGCGAAGCAAAAGUCCCCUCCGCCAGGCGAGACGGAGCCCUCAGGCGCACAAGAAACGACCAGGGAGUCCGUUCUCUAUGACGAUUUCCAUCCAUUUCGGCCAAUCCAGUUUCAAAACAAGCCCGGCGUUCAUAUUCUCGAGUUCGACGGCUUCAAUCGUACGGUAGACGAGUUCUAUUCGUCCAUCGAAUCUCAGAAGCUGGAAUCCCGACUGACGGAGCGAGAAGAAAUCGCGAAGCGGAAAUUGCAAGUUGCGAAAGAUGAGCACGAAAAGAGAUUGGCAGGCCUUCAGCAGGUGCAGGAAUUGCAUGUCCGGAAGGCUCAAGCCAUCGAAGCGAACAUUCACCGCGUGGAGGAAGCUUGUGCUGCGGUCAACGGUCUGAUCGCGCAAGGCAUGGAUUGGAUAGAUAUUGGGAAGCUCAUCGAAAACGAGCAGAAGCGAGGUAAUGUUGUGGCUCAGAUGGUCAAACUUCCCCUCAAGCUGGAGGAGAACACGGUAACUCUCCUGCUUGACGAACCCAGCUUCGACGAGGGCUACGAGAGUGAUGAAGAAGAUGAAACUGAUGACGAGGCCGAAUCCGACGAGGAAGACCAGGGGACUCGAGGCAAAGGUGGAUCCUCGACAGAUAAACGACUGGCGAUUGAUAUUGACCUUGCGCUGUCACCUUGGGCCAACGCACGCCUGUACCACGACCAGAAGAAAUCUGCAGCCGUCAAAGAGAAAAAGACUGUGGAGGCAUCCUCAAAGGCGCUCAAGUCUGCCGAGCAGAAGAUAGAAGCAGAUCUCAAGAAAGGCUUGAAGCAAGAGAAGGCGGUCCUGAGACCGGCAAGGAAGCAGUUCUGGUUCGAAAAAUUCUUGUACUUCAUCUCGAGUGACGGUUAUCUUGUCAUUGGAGGCAAAGACGCCCAGCAGAACGAGCUUCUCUACAGGAGAUACCUGAAGAAGGGCGACGUCUAUGUACACGCCGACUUGCAAGGGGCCUCGAGUGUGAUUGUGAAGAACAACCCGCGGACCCCAGAUGCGCCGAUUCCUCCUUCCACUCUUUCUCAAGCUGGUACAUUGACCGUCUGCACCAGCAGUGCAUGGGACUCGAAGGCGUUGAUGGGGGCCUGGUGGGUCAACGCGGACCAGGUGAGCAAGACAGCUCCAACGGGCGAGUAUCUUACUGCUGGCGGAUUCGUCAUCCGGGGCCGCAAGAUUCAGUUAACGCCGAGUCAGUUGCUCCUUGGAUUUGGCGUUCUGUGGUUGAUUAGCGAGGAAAGCAGAGUCAAUCAUGGCAAGCACCGGUUGGACAGGACAGAGAGCAUGCUUCCGGGCGAGGCGGAAGCAUUAGCCAACGACGUGAGAGGGUUUUCUACCGGAAAACAAGACGUUUCAGAAGAGGUCGGUCCCGAUCAAGGACAAGCUGUACCGGAUGUUGAAGAUGCUGCCGAUGCCGCUGUGGAAGAAGAGGAGGACGAUGAUCACGGAGCAGCCUUAAAUGAGGUGCCCGAACUGCCAGGCAAUGUUGAUGGCGACGCUGACGACCGUGACUCCACGGAUACUUCAGAGGCGGAGGAAGAAAGGUCGAACCCUCUGCAGGCCAAUCUUGCUCAAUCCUGCCAGGAUACUAAGGAUGAUGACGACGAGGAGGACAAGCUAUCGGUCGGAAUCGAGGAUGAGACAAAAGAGCAGCACUCAGACGAAGCGUCACAAGGAGAAGAGUCCGACGACACUCCAGCUACGCAGCCAUCUACGCGGGCGUCCACACCGGCAUCCGCAUCCCAAGCCAUGGCGAAGUCCAAACCUGCACAGCUCGCCCGCGGGAAGCGCACCAAACUCAAGCGCGCCCAAAAGAAAUAUGCCGACCAAGACGAGGAAGACCGCGCUCUAGCCAUGCAACUCCUCGGGUCCAAUCGCUCACAAGAACGCAAAGAAGCAGCCGAAGCGGAAAAGGCCGUGCGCGAAGCCAAGGCUCAAGCAGACAAGGAACGACGCAGAGCACAACACUCAAAGGCGGCGGAGAGGGAACGCCUCCGUCGCGACAGGCUCGAGAAGGCGGCCGCCAGCGGUGCAAAUGGCGGAGAAGGGGCCGACUUGGACGAAGAUGACGAAUUGAGCAAGGAGCAGCUGGAACAGGAGCGGCGCGAACUGCUGGAUAUAGACCGGCUGGUGCCCAUGCCGGAACCGGGCGACGAGCUCCUCGCAGCCAUCCCCGUUGUGGCGCCCUGGACGGCCCUGGCCCGUCAGAAGUACAAGAUCAAGUUACAGCCCGGCAACGUUAAGAAGGGCAAAGUGGUCCGCGAGAUCCUGGGGUUCUGGACCUCGCUCGCCACGAGGGGCCCCAAGGUUGUGGACGAACAGAAUCGCGAAAAGGAGAAGGUCUGGAGGCGCGAGAUGGACCUGUUGAAGGAGUGGAGGCUCGAAGAAAUCGUCGGGGCCUUGCCCGUCAAGGGGUGUCGGAUUGUCCAGAGUGGAGGGCUGGGCGGUGCGUUGGGAGGUGGGAGUGCUGGAGGUGGCGGCGGGGGAGGAGGUAAAGGUGGUGGUGGGAAGGGGAAGGGCAAGGCAGGAGGUGGGAAGAAGGGGAGAUAG
This is a messenger RNA of Cladophialophora immunda, 3460 nucleotides long. RefSeq lists its product as uncharacterized. The record is from RefSeq and is a predicted model, not a curated record. Gene Ontology annotation, cellular component: RQC complex. Lineage: Eukaryota; Fungi; Ascomycota; Eurotiomycetes; Chaetothyriales; Herpotrichiellaceae. The coding region runs from base 83 to 3460 and encodes 1125 amino acids. The transcript is spliced from 2 exons. Gene Ontology annotation, biological process: rescue of stalled cytosolic ribosome; ribosome-associated ubiquitin-dependent protein catabolic process. Gene Ontology annotation, molecular function: tRNA binding; ribosomal large subunit binding.